AAAAUGUUGCAAUAAAAAAAACAAGGCGUCCAACCAACAAGAGUCUUUCAAAACUAAAGCAACUAGUACCAGUACCUCCUCCUGUUCCUUUCAUUGCAUCACGAAGAUUCAGCGUCUCUACGCAUGAUUUAGUGCGCCAGCAUACUUCCCAGGAGAAACAAUCACCGAAAAAGAUAAAUAUUUGCAAAUCUCAAAAUGAUAAAGAAAAUCAAGUGACCAAACGUAUCAUGAACAUGAGGGAAAAAAUGCAGGAAGAAAAAAAUGAAAAUACCGUGCUCUCUGAAAAACUUCGUCAGUUAUUGUCGAAUACAAAUAUUCGAAAACCUUGCAAAACAUCCCUGCAUCAAAAUAACGAGACAUCUGACCAUAAAAAUGUAAACGAUUGUGAUUUAUUAGAAAAUCAGAAUUUUGGAGUCCAUCAAAAUUUUGAAAAGUUUAUUGAAAAUAGUCAAUUGACUUCAAAGAAGGAAAUUGUUUCUGAACAUUGCCCAUCUUCUAUAGAUAAACUUCUUUCGCCCAGCUCAUCCGAAAAGAGUAAUUCAUCAAGUGAGUUGAAACGAUCAACUAAUCCUUUGCAAAGUCUACCAUUUUCUGCUGCAGGCAUAAGUUCAUCUUUCAAGAAUGAAAGCAGUUGUUCAUCUAAGAGUAAGAAAGCAGAUGUUUCUCUUAUACAUCUCAUCACAACAUUUCAUAAUGAGGUAAAGAGAGAAUUAAAAGAAUUGAAUAGGAAACUGGAUUUUGUUUUAAUGAAUCAGGAGAAACUAUGUAGAUGCAUACUUCCGAGUGACAAAGUUAUUAAAAGACCGACAAGAUUCCCUUUGCUUCCAGUUUAAUCUGAAGAAGAAUUAAAUGCUUUGGAAACAUUUUUGUCAAAUGAUGUAAAUUUAUCAGCUGCCAGUAUGUAUCUUGGAAGAUUUGUUAAUAAAAAUAGUCUAGACGGUUCAUUCAGGAAACUAUUAACAAAUGUUGUAUGCAACAAUGUUGCUAACAAAUUCAGCUUUCAAGGAGCGAAAGGAAAGAAAAAGUUUGAGACUUUGAAGAUAUGGGAACUUAUUCUAGGUGCACUACUUUUAUAUUUCGAAAUGGAAGAAAUGUCUGCAGCUGAAAAUGUCGCAAAAUUAUGGCUAGCCAACGCAUGGCGCACACAAUUAGAUGGGACUAUUGAUCGUCGCCAAACGUGUAAAAAAGUAUGUGUAAACUGAGUUUAUUGAACCUACGAGAGAUUUGAUGAAAACGUUUCGUAAAGGCAACUGAAUUUUCUUUGACUAAA
Messenger RNA from Solenopsis invicta (red fire ant), 1270 nucleotides. RefSeq lists its product as uncharacterized. The record is from RefSeq and is a predicted model, not a curated record. The transcript is spliced from 4 exons. The coding region runs from base 228 to 833 and encodes 201 amino acids. NCBI's taxonomy places the organism in Eukaryota, Metazoa, Arthropoda, Insecta, Hymenoptera, Formicidae.